AUGACUUUAACAUUACGUUCUACAAAUUCUUUCCUUAGAAGCCUUAGAGCUUCUGAAGAUUUUCCAAGUAUCAUAUGCAUUGCACGAAUCAAGCCGAUGGAUCGUGUUCGUGCAAUCAGUUCUGUACACACAGCACAAUUUACAACUGAGAAAAUCUCAAGCUCGGAGUUGGAAGGCAAGAGUCACGAGAAGUUGGAGAGACUUCAUGAGUUGAAAGGUCAUCAUCACACUAAUAAUACGAGGGUGCCUGUGUACGUGAUGCUGCCAUUAGACACCGUAUGUAAUGGUGGCAAAUUAAACAAGCCACGAGCAAUGAAUGCCAGUCUGAUGGCACUAAAAACUGCCGGUGUUGAAGGAGUAAUGGUAGAUGUAUGGUGGGGAUUAGUCGAAAAAGAUGGACCUUUAAAGUAUAAUUGGGAUGGCUAUGUUGAGCUAGUGCAGAUGGUGCAAAGACAUGGUUUAAAGCUCCAAGUAGUUAUGUCUUUCCACCAGUGCGGAGGAAAUGUGGGUGACUCCUGCAGUAUUCCUUUACCGCCAUGGGUACUAGAAGAAAUCAGCAACAACCCUGAUCUUGUCUACACAGACAGAUCAGGCAGGAGGAAUCCAGAGUAUAUCUCCUUGGGCUGCGAUUCGCUUCCAGUACUCAAAGGAAGAACACCCAUCCAGGUCUACUCAGACUACAUGAGGAGCUUCCGCGACAAAUUUAAAGAUUAUUUGGGCAGAGUUAUUGUGGAAAUUCAAGUCGGGAUGGGGCCGUGUGGGGAGUUAAGAUAUCCAUCUUACCCAGAAAGCAAUGGCACUUGGCGAUUUCCAGGAAUUGGAGAGUUUCAGUGCUAUGACAAGUAUAUGAAAGCAUCAUUGCAAGCAGCAGCUGAGGCAAUCGGACAGGAAGAAUGGGGAAGAAGUGGGCCACAUGAUUCGGGAAAUUACAAUCAGUACCCAGAAGACACAGGAUUCUUUCGAGGAGAAGGAACAUGGAAUACAGCAUAUGGAAAGUUCUUCCUUGGGUGGUACAGCGCGAAACUAAUUGAGCAUGGAGACAACCUUCUUGCAGCUGCUAAUGGGAUAUUUAAGGAAACUGGGGCAAAACUUUCUGGCAAAGUAGCAGGAAUUCAUUGGCAUUACAAAACCAGAUCACACGCAGCUGAAUUAACAGCUGGAUAUUAUAAUGCAAGAGAUAAAGAUGCCUACCUUCCUGUAGCUAACAUGUUCGCUAAACAUGGAGUUGUAUUCAAUUUUACAUGCAUGGAGAUGAAGGAUGGGGAACAGCCAGAUCAUGCAAAUUGCUCUCCUGAAGGUCUAGUGAAGCAAGUAAAAAUGGCGACUCAAAUAGCUGGAAUAGAACUCGCUGGAGAAAAUGCUUUAGAGAGAUAUGAUGCAAGUGCAUAUGGACAGGUUUUAGCAACCAGCAAGUCGCACUCAGGAAGUGGAUUGAGUGCAUUCACAUAUUUGAGGAUGAACAAAAGAUUGUUUGAAGGAGAUAACUGGAGGCAUUUGGUAGAAUUUGUAAAGAGCAUGUCUGAAGGUGGUCAAAACCAAAGACUCUCAGCAAGUGACUCAAGCGGAACAGACCUAUAUGUAGGAUUCAUAAAAGAAAAGAGCAUUCAGAAGAAUCAGAAGAAUGAGCCUGCUCUUGUAUAACAUGUACAUGCACGACUGUGUAAUUGGUGCAAAUUAGCAUACUCUAGUUCAACGAAAGGGUAAAUACAAAAUCAAUUAGUAUAAAAAAAUGACUUCUCAAUAUUUGUAUGCCUGUUUGAAGGCAAUUUCGUAAUAUAAAUAAGAAAGAAGCCAGGAUCGUAUAUUAA
Beta vulgaris subsp. vulgaris (sugar beet) is the source of this 1808-nucleotide messenger RNA. RefSeq names its product beta-amylase 3, chloroplastic. Gene Ontology annotation, molecular function: beta-amylase activity. The coding region runs from base 1 to 1641 and encodes 546 amino acids. Lineage: Eukaryota; Viridiplantae; Streptophyta; Magnoliopsida; Caryophyllales; Amaranthaceae. The record is from RefSeq and is a predicted model, not a curated record. The transcript has 4 exons. Gene Ontology annotation, biological process: polysaccharide catabolic process.